UUGCUCUCCGACGUGGUCAGCUGACUGAACCAAACAGACAACUGCCUUUGCUACAGGAAAUAACAUUACUGCAUUACUGCACAACCAGCUGUGGCCAUGAAGAAGAACAAAAGCAAAGCAAGCAGUACUGCCGAGAAGGAGUUUGUGUUUGAGUUCAGGGCAGGGAAACACAACUGUGUCCUCAAAGUUCCUCUGCAGUUUCCCGUUCAGGAGAACAUAAGUGACCUUCAUGGACGCCUGAUGCUGCUUCAUAAAAUACCCUGCUACAUAGAAAAUGAGCUGAAAACCUCCCUCUCCACUUUCAUCGAGAAGGAGAGCAUUCUGGAUUAUGACAGAGAGGCAAACCUGGCCCUGCAGAGAAUCACCACAGGAGAAGUAGAUGUGAACCAGCUCACUAGCGCAUGGACCAAAUCAUAUGUGGAGACCACGCUGGAGCAUUCCCGGCCCGAGGAGCCCAGUUGGGACGAGGACUUUGCCAAUGUUUACCACGAGCUCAUCCACUCCCCUGCCUCGGACACGCUCCUCAACCUGGAGCACAACUACUUCGUUAGCAUCUCCGAGCUCAUUAGCGAGAGAGACAUGGAGAUUAAGAAGCUACAGGAGAGGCAAGCAACAGAGAUGGACAAGGUGAUGCACGAGCUGGGGAAUACACUGAGUGACCAGGAUGUAAAUGCAGUAGCCUCUCAACACUUUGAUGCACAGCAGGUUCUGGAGAAUAAGUGGGCCAGUGAGCUGAAGCAAGUGACAUGCAUUCAAAAGCAGGAGUAUCAGGAGUGGGUGAUCAAACUCCACCAGGACCUGCAGAAAUCCAACAACAGCAGCCAAAUCAAUGAGGAGAUUAAGGUGCAGCCCAGUCAGCUGUCAGAAGCUGCAGACUCUGGGGCCCGGAUGUAUGAGGAGCAGCCUCAGCUGGAGGAGAGCUUCACCAUUCACCUCGGAGCACAGCUGAAGACCAUGCACAACCUGCGGCUGGUCCGAGCCGACGUGCUGGAUUUCUGCAAGCACAGACGACACGGCAGCAGCGGGACGAAGCUGCGGCGGCUCCAGACGGCCCUCUCGCUGUACUCCUCCUCGCUCUGCGGUCUGGUGCUGCUGGUGGACAACAGGGUCAACUCCUACAGUGGCAUCAAGAGAGAUUUUGCAACUGUGGCGAAGGAGUGCACUGAUUUCCACUUUCCCUGCCUGGAGGAGCAGCUGGAGGAGGUGCAGGAGGUGGUGCUCUAUGCCAGAGCCCAGCGGAGCAGCAAGCACAAAGACCAACCCGAGAUUCACAGGAAUGGAGUCGACGAAAAGAGCAAAAAUGUUGAGAGAAAUCCCUCGAAUAUCUUGCCAGGUGAGUUCUACAUCUCUCGACACUCCAACCUGUCAGAGGUCCACGUCGUCUUCCAUCUGUGCGUGGACGACAACGUUCGCUCGGGGAACAUCACGGCCCGGGACCCGGCUAUCAUGGGCUUGAGAAACAUCCUGAAGGUCUGCUGCACCCAUGACAUCACCACGGUCACCGUGCCUCUGCUGCUGGUCCAUGACAUGUCAGAGGAGAUGACCAUACCGUGGUGUCUGAAGAGGGCUGAGCUCGUAUUCAAAUGUGUCAAAGGCUUUAUGAUGGAAAUGGCCUCAUGGGACGGAGGCAUAUCACGCACAGUCCAGUUUCUGGUGCCAAAGAGUAUCUCAGAGGAGAUGUUCUACCAGCUGAGCAACAUGCUGCCUCAGAUCUUCCGCGUUUCCUCUACCUUAACCCUCACUUCAAAGCACUGAUGUCGAAUGGUUCCCGAUCCAUCGAAAGAAGACGUUCGUUCCAUCCUCGAGCCCUUUGGACGGACGAGUUUAUUUUAACGGCCUCAGCAAGUUACGCGUCCUGCUUUUCAGAAAACAGGAGUACAGAUUUUGUGAGAUGGCAGAUGACUCCCAUUUGAGUUAAAAAAACAAAACAAAAACAUUUAGUGGCAUUACAGUCAAGGUGCAAAAACAAGGUUUAUUUUAUUUCACCCUUCAAAGCUACAAACACUUUGUAAAUACCAGCAGCUCACCAAGGCAGCCACUGCUCUCCAGGGUGCGGUUCUGGUGAGUUUUAUGACAUCAGUCGACAGUACUGCGAAUACGCUAGUUUUCCUUUAAAGCCCAGUCAGUGUAUUUCAUUCUCUACAGCGUAAUGGACCGUGUAGCAUUGAGUAGGUGAAAAUUGAUUUUAAAAGAAAAAAAGGAAAACCAAAUAGAUAAAGAAGAAAAUGUUUAAUGAGACUGUAACUUUUGUCAACAGCAGUUUGCAGCUCGACUAAAUGCGACGCUUUAUGUGUUUUAAUUCUACGGAUGGAUUUAAUAAGUGUAUGUUAAUUAUGAGAAAUAACAUCAUAAACCGUGGCUCGAGUGUAAUUUUUAGCUGGGAACGUCCUAUAAUUAUCUCUUCAUGAGUCGCUCACGAUUGAUGUCGACGCGGCUCAGACAUCAGAUGAGAUUAAGCCACGAGUUUAGUGAGUAAUUGGCUUCAUGUUGGGGAGUAAAGUGACGUGGACUUAGCUUGAAGAAUGGCGUCGCUGCUGAAAUGAGCUGUGCGCAGGUGAUUUUCUACUGCAUUGCAGGGAGUUGUAGCAAGGAACACUCGUUUGAGUGUGUGUGUGUGUGUGUGUGUGUGUGUGUACGUACGUGUGGAUGGCCCGUCUCUCGUACCUGGGUAACAGCAGAUGGCACUGUUCCUGAAGACGAAAAAAAAAGUCCACAGACCGUCACACAGGUCACUUAUUAAAAGAGACAGUUUGAAUGAAACUGCUGCUCGUUGAAAUUCAUCCUGAGCCAUGUCGUCUUGACGCCGCACUGGAAGCUCAGAUGUUGUGCUAAUUGUGUAUUAUGUGGAUUUACUUCAUGUAUUUAAAAUUUUAUGUUUUAAUAAUUAAAAAAAAAAGUUAACACAACA
This is a messenger RNA of Mugil cephalus (flathead mullet), 2908 nucleotides long. RefSeq names its product chromosome 10 C12orf4 homolog (gene ferry3). The transcript is spliced from 14 exons. Gene Ontology annotation, cellular component: cytoplasm. The coding region runs from base 97 to 1755 and encodes 552 amino acids. NCBI's taxonomy places the organism in Eukaryota, Metazoa, Chordata, Actinopteri, Mugiliformes, Mugilidae. The record is from RefSeq and is a predicted model, not a curated record. Gene Ontology annotation, biological process: regulation of mast cell degranulation.